GCUAUUUUUUUUAUUACACAAAUUCGACUAAUACAUUAAUUAGGGGAAGUUAAAAACAAUUACAAAUUCCUAAAACACUACUAUGCCUCCUAAUCCUACCAUCUGUCAAUAAACCAUUUCUUCUCGUGGACGGUGCCUCGGUAUUGUAAUUUCCUAAGGCUUAAAAACAGACGCCAACUCUGUAGAAGAAACAGUCAUUUUUCUAAGGAAACUAAAAUAAAAUGAAACCCUAAACUCUUAACUUUCCCUUACCCUUCUUCAUUGUUAUUGCAACGCAGAAUGUCCCUUUGCGAGGGAAUUAGUAUUCCUCAGACAGUAUGCGUGGAUCAUUUUCUUCCCCCAGUUCCUCUAAUCUCUGAGUUCCUUGGAGAUCCUGUAACAAAUCCUCUUUCUUCUACGGACUCAGCCUAUCAAAACAUCGUCUCCGCCUCCUCUAACUUUUUCCCCUAUGGUCCUUCAGAACAAUGGGUUCAACCUCCGAUGGAGUUUCUUCCAUCCAAAAGGUCGAGGAGUUGCAUCCUCUCCUCCAUGCAGCCACCACGUGUGCCACUUCGUUUGGUCCACGUGUUUUUUAAUGGCAGUUAUUGAAUCCCCUUCGACUAUUACUUCACCAAAUCCCAUUUCUUCUACAAAGACAACCCCUUUGAGACAUGCAUAUGCUUCUACAGUUGUCAGAUCUCGGACAUUUUUGACCGGGUAAGCACAUGAACCCAUUAUGAGUCCAAUGUUGUUUCUAAUUAUUCCAGAGAUUACUUUAUUGUUUUGUAAUUGAAACGCGGUAUAAAAUUUACUUUGAUUUGUUCCUUUGUUGGGGGUUCUUAGUGGGCUUCCUUUCUAUUGUGCUUGCUUUCCAAUACUUCAUCUAGUAUGCUUAAUUCUGUAAUAUAUGCUUUGAUAAAGCCCACUAUGUCACAUAUCCUCUGUCGGAUACCUUCAUAGAAAAAUUUGCUCCUAUUAUGCCAUAUUGCCCAGAAUGAAACUGCUAAACAUGUACAUUGAUACGUGUUAUUGAUGUUAAAAGUCUCAGCUAACCAGAGUUUCCAUUCUUGAUUUUCAUGUAUGGGUGCGGAUAUCACUUCCAUCUGUUGGAGAACUUGUUCCACAAGAUUACAUUCUCGGAAGAUAUGGUUGACCGAUUCGUCUUCUUCACCAUAUAAUGGACAUAGAGCAUCAAACCUCAGCCUACGAGCCUUUAGGUUACUUAGUGUAGGCAAAUAAUUGUUUGUAAUUCUCCAUAAGCUGAUUCGUACCUUGCUAGGAACUUUUAGGCUCCAUAAUUUUGAAUAAAAUUUUUUGUUGGAUCUGGAUGUUUUGUAUUUUCAUAUCCCAGCAUGUUUUGUUCCUAUGUAAUACACUACUUGUAACCACUUUUAGCUA
Gossypium raimondii (Peruvian cotton) is the source of this 1377-nucleotide messenger RNA. RefSeq lists its product as uncharacterized. Bases 280 to 588 code for a protein of 102 amino acids. NCBI's taxonomy places the organism in Eukaryota, Viridiplantae, Streptophyta, Magnoliopsida, Malvales, Malvaceae. The record is from RefSeq and is a predicted model, not a curated record. The transcript is spliced from 2 exons.